Molecule: messenger RNA, 525 nt
Organism: Contarinia nasturtii (swede midge)
Lineage: Eukaryota; Metazoa; Arthropoda; Insecta; Diptera; Cecidomyiidae
Gene: RpS27
Product: 40S ribosomal protein S27
Exons: 3
Coding region: 118-372 (84 amino acids)
Biological process (GO): translation; ribosomal small subunit assembly
Cellular component (GO): ribosome; cytosolic small ribosomal subunit
Molecular function (GO): structural constituent of ribosome; RNA binding
Source: RefSeq, a predicted model, not a curated record
AACCGAAAUUGAUGAAAAAUCACAUUUUUUGACAUUCGAAAAUCAUCAUGGUGAACCUUCUUUCAAUUCAUCGCUUUCGACUUCCUUUUCCGCGAAUGUGAUUGAUCAGAUAGAAUCAUGCCGCUCGCUAAAGAUUUAUUGCACCCGUUGCCAGCUGAAGAAAAGCGUAAGCACAAACUUAAACGUUUGGUGCAACAUCCAAACUCAUACUUUAUGGAUGUCAAAUGCCCAGGAUGCUACAAAAUUACAACAGUUUUUAGCCACGCUCAAGGUGUUGUUGUUUGUGCUGGUUGUUCAACAAUCUUGUGCCAACCAACUGGAGGACGUGCCAAGCUGACCGAAGGAUGUUCGUUCAGACGGAAGCCACACUAAGCACGAGUCUUUCCUAAGUAAAACGAUUUAAGAAUCAACUGGAUUUCAAUAAGUUAUUUCCAAGAACCCGUGUAAAACCAUAAUCGUUUUUCAGAAAAACCAACAACAUCCCAAAACGAAAUAAAAUGAAAAUCAACAGUUAAACAAAAAAAA